UUAUUUUCCAACACUAAAUAUUUUAUUAAAGGGUUCUCUUUUUUAUUUAAUCUGUCUCGUCAUUCUUGCUGCGUUGUCAUUUAGGCGAGUUACUUGCGGUGCGUUUAGGAGUAUUAUAUACAAACAACAUUUGAGAAAUAUUUUUGUUGAACGCCAACUAUUAUUAUUAUCAAAACGACAUAAAAAUAUGGUUGCUGAUUUACAUGACAAUAUUCAAAAAAUAUCAGAAAAGGCAGCUCCAAGUGAAAAAUACAAUGUAGUCUUUGUUCUUGGACCUCCUGGAAGUGGAAAAGGAACACAAUGUCAACGAAUUGAAGAGACUUACGGCUAUGUCCAUUUGAGUGCCGGUGAUUUAUUACGUGAAGAACGUCAAAGAAAGGGUUCUGAAUAUGGAGAAUUAAUUGAGCAACAUAUUCGUGAAGGGAAAAUUGUUCCUGUUGAAAUAACUUGCAAAUUAAUUGAAAAUGCAAUGUUGGCACGUUCUGUUUCAGCAAACGGUUUUUUAAUUGAUGGAUUUCCACGGAAUCAAGACAAUUUGGAUGGCUGGGAUAAACAAAUGGCCGAUAAAGCUGCUGUCCUUUUUGUUUUGGUAUUACAAGCACCUAUUGAAGUUUGUGUUGAGCGUUGUAUGAAUAGAGGUCAGAAUCGUUCUGAUGAUAAUGAGGAAUCAAUGCGCAAACGUAUUGUAGUCUAUAAUGAACAAACAUUACCAAUUAUCAACCACUUUCGAGCAUUAAAUCUUGUAGAAGAAGUGGAUGGAAGUCGAACUCCGCCAGAAGUUUCAGCAGAUGUCCACAGAGCUUUUCAAAGUUUUGGAAUUGCAGAACGUACAACUUCAGAUUUAUCAAAUUGCUCAUCGAAGGAAUGCUAA
Molecule: messenger RNA, 871 nt
Organism: Meloidogyne enterolobii
Lineage: Eukaryota; Metazoa; Nematoda; Chromadorea; Rhabditida; Meloidogynidae
Source: the annotation of a GenBank genome assembly